Molecule: messenger RNA, 1473 nt
Organism: Klebsormidium nitens
Lineage: Eukaryota; Viridiplantae; Streptophyta; Klebsormidiophyceae; Klebsormidiales; Klebsormidiaceae
Source: the annotation of a GenBank genome assembly
AUGAAACGGCGCGUCAAGAUUAUGGCAAAUGGGGGAAAGGAACGAUGGCUUGACAGCCUUUCCCUCAACGUGCUGAGAUCGGAUUGCUUUCGAGUCAUGGGCUUUCUGAGCGGUUCCCUCAGGUCCGGAUCCGCGGGACAUAACCCGGGCGUCUUGAGGCAGUCCCCUGUUCUGUUUCUGUCGGUGAUCACAACUGCCAUUGUGGUCUAUUUCAGCAUCUGGGAUGCCGCGUUCGGCGUUGGAGCCCCAGAUCUUGCAAGAACAGUAUCCGGGGGAGUUGGCUCUCAGCCACUUGAUGUCGGGGCAACCAUGGAGGCCUGGCGGAACGGUUCUCUGAGCGGAAGGCAGUUGCACAUCGAGUUGGGGCUCACGGAUGCUGUCAUUCCCGCCAUAUACAACUGCUUCAAUGAGCCGUAUCCGCUGCUUGACAGAUCUGAAGGGCAGCCCUGUUUCUACUUGAGGACUCCGAUCCCGGUGAUAGGGACCAACACGGUGAACAAUCCUGCGAUGCUCCGCAGGCUUGUUCUUAGUAUUGACGUCCCUGUGCAAGUCAUAGUCAUCGUUGUGAACACCAUUCCUGGAGAAGACGGCAAGCAGGAUGAGCUGGAUAUGAUGGCAAUUAUAGACGAGCUGCAAGAGCUGAUAGGGAGGAGCUUCUUUAAGGUCGUCAGAAGCGGGUGCAACCGGGGCUGUGCCGGUGGCUGGAACACCAUUAUCCACUCCACCUUGGAUUCGCCUUGGUGGCUUAUCGUCAAUGAUGACGCAGCUUUCGUUCCCGGCGCGCUGCGUACGCUGUAUGACUACGUCAGCAGCAACCCCGACGUGGCUUUUUACAAGCUGACGACAUAUCAAGUCUUCCUGAUCACCAAGCGUGCGGUGACCGAAGUAGGGGUGUUUGACGAGAACAUCUGGCCUGCAUACGGGGAAGAUUGUGAUUACGACCUUCGUCUACAGCUGAGCGGUGUUAUGGUCGCUUCCAGGCCCCCCGAGUUUAGUAACAUCCAUGGGGACCCAGAGUCGGGCGCUUCGUCCUCCCUCAUAAACACAAGGGGAGGAGGGCACUCGGGAUACGGGCAGCGGAGUAAAUGCUCUCAUUCAAACAACAGGAUCUACUACCAGAAGAAGUGGAAUCUGUCCGUGCCCGGUUGUGGUAGGCAGCUCGAGGGGAUGUUCCGAACCCCUCACGGUAACCCUUCUCGCAGCCUCGCCAGCUGGACGUUUGACAGAGAACUUCGUGCCCGGUCCCAAACGUGCUGGGCGCCGACCAACAGAAUAGACAACUGGCUUAGGGAAGAUGCUGCAAGUUACUACGCCAAGGUGACCCUCCCAGGGGACCAGCCGGCGUCGAAUUGGGAACGAAACCUCAUUACCCUCCAGGCGGAAGAAAGCGAGUCGGAAACUGUUAGCGAGCUGCUGUCCAGUGGAGUGAAAGACGGCACUCGAUGUGUCUCUCCGUUCGCAGAGAUGAUGUAA